Molecule: messenger RNA, 3307 nt
Organism: Danio rerio (zebrafish)
Lineage: Eukaryota; Metazoa; Chordata; Actinopteri; Cypriniformes; Danionidae
Source: RefSeq, a predicted model, not a curated record
CGCACGCCCCCGCACACACUGGCAGACAAGCAAUCACUUUCGUGUGUUAAAAGAUCACGUGGUGAACUUUAAACGUCUCCAGGCCUCAAUGACAGCACUGACUGUCGUCCCCAUUGGUCCCGAAGGCAAAUAGUUAAUGUAAAUAUGCUGGCGCUAAGUGGGAGUGCCUCGCCAUUAGUUUAGCUGUCACUUGAGCACUGUCGAAUGUCUUCAGUGGUUGUGUCGUUGAGGUCUGCACUAGCAUGUGGUCAAGCCUCCGCGCGCGCCUCAACACUAGUCGCGGGAGAGCCGAGUACGAUGCAAGUCCACGCGCACUGAUAACAGGCCGGAGAGAAAACCGCUAAACUAGCGCUUGUGGACAUUUUAUAUCAGAUCGGCGGGAUUCCAAUGCGUCUGAUUACAAAAAGGCUCUAACAGAGGACAGAAAGAGCGCGUUUUUCCGAAGGACUCGAAGGUUUCGAAGACGCGUUUUGCUCCGCAGAUUAAAGACACAAAAGGCAUCUUCUCAAAAAAAGAUUUCCAGGAAUGGAAUCUAUCCCAAAUCAGCUGCCGGCUGGAAGAGACUCCAGCUGUUCGCCGAACUCUAAAGACUUGCAGUCUUACUCUGGCCCACCACUUAAGCCGAACCAAGUCAGUGAGACCUCUUUAUACGGAAUACCGAUCGUUUCAUUAGUCAUAGACGGUCAAGAGAGACUUUGCCUAGCCCAAAUAUCCAACACUUUGUUGAAGAACUAUAGCUAUAACGAAAUCCACAACCGGCGCGUGGCUCUGGGCAUCACCUGUGUGCAGUGCACCCCGGUCCAGCUGGAGAUCCUCAGGCGCGCGGGGGCUAUGCCCAUUUCCUCGAGACGCUGCGGGAUGAUUACAAAGCGAGAGGCCGAGAGGCUCUGCAAAUCGUUCCUGGGCGCCCACAGCCCGCCGAAAUUACCAGAAAAUUUCGCUUUUGACGUGUCGCACGAAUGCGCGUGGGGCAGCCGGGGCAAUUUCAUCCCUGCUAGGUACAACAGCUCGAGAGCCAAGUGUAUUAAGUGUUCAUUCUGCAACAUGUAUUUUUCUCCAAAUAAGUUCAUAUUUCACUCUCACCGCACGCCAGAAUCCAAAUACACACAGCCCGACGCGGCAAACUUCAAUUCUUGGAGAAGACACUUAAAACUCAGCGAUAAGAACUCAUCGGACGACGUGAUCCACGCCUGGGAAGAUGUCAAGGCCAUGUUUAACGGUGGCAGCCGCAAGAGGACGCUGCCAAUCGGUCGGUCUGAAAGUUCGCCUUCGCAACCACCCAGAGGUCAGACCCAAGGGGAACCGUCCGAUGUGCCGCACAAAACUCUCCGCUGUGAGGAUGACAGGGUGAACGUGACUAUGCCGAGCAGCAUCCGCAGUUACCCAGUUAUCCCAGUGCCCAGUAAGAGUUUUGGGAUGUUACAGAAAAUACCACCACCGCUAUUUCCGCAUCCAUACGGUUUCCCGGCGUUUGGAUUGUGUCAAAAGAAGGAUGACGGUGAGGUGAUGGGAGAGCCAAACAAAACAAACCUGUCAGGUGUGUUUUGGCCGAGCCCUAAGGACAGUGCCUAUACUUCUUUCCCCAUGUUUUGGCCUACAACAGGCAGCUUGGCCAUGCCAACGUACCACCAUGCCCAACCUAAACCUCCAUCUGACGUGUUAUGCGCCAGACAUAAUGAGCUUGACGUGUCAGAGCAAAGUGACCGAAGCACAAGCACCCCUAAAGACAGUUUACUAGAUAAUGAACGGUGCUCGAGCACUCAGUCGACCCGCAACGAGGAGGAUAAAUCUGGGGACGAGAGCAGGUCGAUAGAGGGAAUUCCACCCACCUCGAGAAAAAUAAGCUACAUUUCUGCAUUCAGGCCGGUUGUUAAAGAUGUCGAGAGCAUCGCAAAAUUAUACGGCAACAGAGGGCCGUACUCUGGCCCUCGGUCCGGCUACAUGUCACCAGAUUUUCUGAGUGAAAGUUCUAGUUACAGGUCAGUGUCUCCGGACGUGGACAGUGUGGAUGAUCCGGAUGUGGAUGUGGAGUCCCAUAAGGCGCAUGAGGAUGAGGAGUGUCUGCAGCUCUCGGUGGAUGACCGACGGAGUCCGCACAGUUUGACCCUAGCGCAGAGUGAAGGGGUUAAAGGGCAAGAUCAAGAAAAUACCCAGAUGCACACCUUGAACGACCUACACUCGACGAAUUCAAGCGAAACGCGGCCGUCUGAUAUGGAGAGCCACGGCAAUAAACACACGACGCGCUUUGAAGUCUAUGCGCGUGAAAGAGACGAGCACGUGCAUCAAAUGAGCACGUCUUAUUUUGGUUCUGCGACCACUUACCAGCGCGAAACGAGUGUAAAAGAUGUGCAUGAAGAAGAGCCUUCUUCUACAGUAGAAGAGAUGGAACCCAAAAAUCAUCAGGAUGAAAAUAACAUCAGCGAGGAGCGCCUGAAGGAACCAAAUGAUGUGUGUGCAGAUGAGGAAGCAAUCUGCAAGGACACUGGCAACAGGGGCUCCUUGAUUGAGAAAAACAUAGAGAGCAUGGCCAAAGAGGAACUGCAGAAACAACUCGUGGAACAAGUCGAACUUAGAAAAAAGUUGGAGCGGGAGUUCCAGAAUCUAAAAGACAGUUUUCAAGACCAAAUGAAAAGGGAGCUUUCAUACAGAGAGGAAAUGGUGCAGCAGCUCCAGAUUGUUCGAGAAGCUCACGACGCACUACACCAUUUUUCGUGUAAGAUGCUGACUCCCCGUCACUGCACUGGGACCUGCACCUUCAAACCUCCCCUUUUACCGCCUUGAUGGACACCCAUUCAAGACAUAGGUGUUCUUUAGAAAUACUGCUGUGUCAAAAAAACAAAACUUUCUUCCUCCCUCUGCAAAACACUGUCAACCUUUAGACCUGGAAUAAGCAAGUGUGUACUGUAGUAUUUUAGCUCUUACACUGUAAUGAAGUCAUUUUCAUUCGCAAAGGAGUGUUUUCAGAGUCACUGUACGUAUUGUAUAAUUUAUAUAAAGUUCUAGAAAAUUGCAUUAUAAAAAAAAAUGACGUCCCACUUAAAUAUGUUGUAGAAAUCACUGGUAUUAAGUGGCUAUGUGCAAUGCAUAUAUUUGUUAUGUAUCCUGUGAUACCUUUUUGUUGGUUUGUUAGUGAUAGUUUAGGACAUUAGAUGCAACAAUAAUUAAUGUUUUUUGUAUAUUUAAUUUAUUUCAUGACCAUGUUGGUUGUUUAUUCCCAUCUGCAUAUUUGUAUAUUAUUGAUGUAAAGCACUUUAAAUUGGCAGCCCUAACUACUGAAAUGUGGAUUAAAUGAUCUUGUUUGAGAGUC